CGGCUACUUCUCGCGAUGUUUGGCGGCGCGAAAGGCGGCCAUUUUGGGGUCCCCCCCGCUGGUGGCUCCGGCGGCGGCGGCGGCGGCGUCUUCCCGGCUGCGGCUGGGACCAAAGCUGGCCCCGCAGGAGGAGGCCGGCCGGCCGACACGAUGUGGCGGCUCCGCUGCAAGGCCAAGGGUGGCACCCACGUUCUGCAGGGGCUGUCCUGUCGGACCCGCUUACGGGAACUUCAGGGCCAGAUCGCCGCCGUCACCGGCAUCGCUCCGGGCAGUCAGCGCAUCCUCGUCGGCUACCCGCCCGAGUGCCUGGAUCUCAGCGACCGGGACACGAUGCUUGGGGACCUGCCCAUCCAUUCAGGUGACAUGCUGAUUGUUGAAGAAGACCACACCAGACCAAAAGCUUCACCUGCAUUUUCCAAACACGGUGCUCCUAGCUAUGUCAGGGAAGCUCUGCCUGUGCUUACCAGAACUGCAGUCCCGGCAGACAACUCUUGCCUCUUUACCAGUGUGUACUAUGUCGUUGAAGGAGGAGUCUUGAAUCCAGCUUGUGCCCCUGACAUGAGAUGCCUCAUAGCACAAAUUGUAGCAAGCGAUCCAGACUUCUAUAGUGAGGCAAUCCUGGGGAAAACAAACGAGGAGUAUUGUGAAUGGAUCAAAAGGGAUGACACUUGGGGGGGAGCCAUUGAGAUAUCCAUUCUGUCUAAGUUUUAUCAAUGUGAAAUAUGUGUAGUGGAUACACAGACCGUCAGAAUUGAUCGUUUUGGGGAAGAUGCGGGGUAUACCAAAAGGGUGCUGCUCAUCUACGAUGGCAUCCACUAUGACCCGCUUCAGCGUGACUUUCCCGAUCCAGAUACGCCUCCUCUGACCAUUUUCUCCUCAAAUGAUGAUAUCGUUCUUGUACAAGCCCUGGAGUUAGCUGAUGAAGCUAGAAAAAAGAGACAGUUUACUGAUGUAAACCGCUUCACCCUGAGAUGCAUGGUGUGUCAGAAGGGGUUAACUGGACAAGCAGAAGCAAGGGACCAUGCCAAGGAGACAGGCCAUACCAACUUUGGAGAGGUGUGAUGUGUUCAUGAUAAGAGUUGGAGCCUACUACCUCACAGAUCCAGAAGGCUCUGGGUUUUCCAAUAAGCUAUUCAUAACCCUACAGAAUAGAAGAACACAGUGCUUGGACCAUCCUUUUAACUUAACCAGUAUGACUGACACUGAAAAUCCUUGUUAAGAUUAAAAUUAGUGUGCAAGUUUACAGAUGUGUGGCUACACUAGUGGCAUGCCCUCUUCCUACUAGGGUGACGGAAUAGGUGGCUUGGGCCACUGCUGAUGCUGACCUGAAGACUGGAUUUAUUAUAAACCAGCACCCAGCGGCUUUAACUUAUAGAAGAAAGCAUCCUAUUUUAGGUAAUGUGGAAAGCUUUGUGGAGGGUCACUGGACAUACACCGCAGUAUCUCCAGUAGUUGAUUCCUUUUAAUAACUCUGAAUGAGUUAGAAGUUUCUAAAUUCUGAAUUGAUUCAUCCAAUGAAGACACUCAGAAUUGUCAAAAUUUUUUAUAUUGCAAUUUGGUAGACUUUAUAAGUGUAUCUAACAACUUAUAAGUGCAUAAAAAGCAAUUUUACAGGGAUGCGUGUGUUCCUGGAGAAUGUUAUCUAAAACAGGAAUGGGGUCCUGUUGGAGAGUUCUAGUGUAUAGAAGUGGAAUGUAUAAGGGGGAAAGGUGCCUGAAGCAGCUUCCUGAAGCUUUAAAAGACCGUUGGCCUCUUGUUUUAAUGCAAUUCACUGUUGGUGUUUCUCACAUUAGAUACAUUUUUUAAAUGAA
Messenger RNA from Peromyscus eremicus (cactus mouse), 1811 nucleotides. RefSeq names its product ubiquitin thioesterase OTU1-like. Bases 16 to 1062 code for a protein of 348 amino acids. Gene Ontology annotation, molecular function: cysteine-type deubiquitinase activity. Gene Ontology annotation, biological process: endoplasmic reticulum unfolded protein response; protein deubiquitination. The transcript has 2 exons. The record is from RefSeq and is a predicted model, not a curated record. NCBI's taxonomy places the organism in Eukaryota, Metazoa, Chordata, Mammalia, Rodentia, Cricetidae. Gene Ontology annotation, cellular component: cytosol; nucleus.